Thecamonas trahens ATCC 50062 is the source of this 2168-nucleotide messenger RNA. RefSeq lists its product as uncharacterized. The transcript is spliced from 2 exons. Bases 159 to 2168 code for a protein of 669 amino acids. Gene Ontology annotation, molecular function: NAD+ poly-ADP-ribosyltransferase activity; S-adenosylmethionine-dependent methyltransferase activity. The record is from RefSeq and is a predicted model, not a curated record. Lineage: Eukaryota; Apusomonadida; Apusomonadidae.
CUCGUAAGAUUGUGCUGAGCCGGCGCAGGGGCGGGGUGCGGGCAGGCGUCUCUACCGGCGGCCGCAGAGCCGAGGUGGCGGCGACGGUGGCGACGGCGGCGACACGACGGGUCCACUGGAUCCGAGGCGGCGCAGGCCGAGUGGCGGUAAACGGGCGGAUGCUGAGUCGUGGUGCGGCGCGUGCUCUGCUCCAUGGCGACGUGGUGAGCUUUGACGGCGCCGUCCUGGUCUUCCAUGACCUGACUGUGACGAGCAUGCCCGGCGGCCCGGCGGCGGCGGCGCGGCUGGCGCUCUGCAGCAGGGCGCCGGGCCUGCGGCGGACGCUAUCGGCGCCACAACCUGCGGCGAUGGAGCCCAAGCCCUGCGAUGGGGCCUUUUGGGCGCUCGACAUGCGGGCGCUGAUGCGGGAUGGGGCGCGGGCGCGGGCGGGCAGCAGGGGGGCAGCGACCCGGCUCAUCAUCGAGCGGCCACAUGUGGCGGAGACGUCGUAUGCGGCGGCGGUGUUCAAGACUGUUGAGCUUGCAUUUCGUCGCUUUGUCAACAAGGAUCGGGUGUACGUGGUCGAUGCGGUUGAGGUGGUCGACAAUCCGCAACUCGAGGCUGCGUUUGCCGAGCAUGUCGAGGCGCUGGCGGCGCGGUCACCGCCUGCCACGCUCGAGCCGCCGGAUGGAGCAUCGCCGCUGCAGCGCAAGACGCUCGAGUCUCUGGCGGCAUCGGUGGUAGGCAAUGCGCCUCGCGGGACGCAUCCGAUCCUGGCGUGGCACGGGACAGGGCCGGCGGCGGUCGACGCCAUCUGCGCGCAGGGCUUCCGCACGGGCGUCUCGAAGGCGCGCGACAGCGGAUGGUACGGGGCCGGGACGGCGUACCUCACGCAGCUGCCCAACUAUGGCAUGCUGUACAUCAAGGACAACGCGCGUGAGCCUGGAGCCUUUUCGCUCCUCCUUUCUUGGGUCUUGAUGGGCAAGGUCUACCCUGUGACCGAGGUCAUCGAGGGCAAGCCGCAGAUGGAUGGCUUCGACUCGCACUACGUCCUCGUCGACGAGUAUGAGCCGCUGCCCUCGGCCGACGCCGAGCCGACGGGCGACGAGAUCGUGGUCUUUGACCCUGCUGCUGUCCUCCCGCGGUUUGUCGUCCACUUUUCGGUCUCGAAUGGCAAGCCCGAGCUCGAUGCCGUCACUGAGCGCGAGGCAGGCGACGCUGGUUCUGGCGGGGAGAGUGGUGAUGAGCAGAGUGACGAUGAGGAGAGUGGUGAUGAGGAGAGCGGUGAUGAGGAGAGUGACGGACCUCCUGGGUUGAGCGCGGCUAGUGGUCGGUUGGCCGCUCAGGUCCACGAGGUGGCUGCCAAGGGCUUUGAGGUCAACAUCGAUGCGUACGAGCGGGCGCGGCCGUCUUAUCCGGAGGGAGCGGUUCGGGCUGUGGCGGCGGGGCUAUGCGCGCGGGGCGGGCAAGGCGCGCCGCUAAAGGUGCUGGAGAUCGGGGCCGGGACCGGCAAGUUUACCCGCCGCCUUUUGGGCGAGUUGGCCGGGCGGGCGGGCCCGGGCGGGGUAUCACUGACGGCAGUGGAGCCUGCGGCGGCGAUGCGGGCUGCUUUUGCUGCAGCAGUGGUGGACGCGCCCGGGGUGGUGCCCGAUGGUGCCGAGGUCUCGGUGGAGGCGGGGGCGGCCGACGCGCUGCCGGCUGCUGACGGCAGCGUCGAUCUGGUGGUGGUGGCACAGGCCUUCCACUGGUUCGCCAACGAGGAGGUGGUGGCCGAGAUGGCGCGGGUGCUGGCGCCGGGCGGGCGGUUGGCAUUGGUGUGGAACAUGGAGGAUCGGACGGCGCCGUGGGUGGCCUCGCUCCGCGACGCUUACGAGGUGUACGAGGGCAGCGCGCCGCAGUACCGGCAGGGGAAGUGGAAGCAGGUGUGGACGACGGCGACGGCGAAGGAGGCUUUUGCGCCGCUUGCACACGUCCAGGUGGCAUGGAGCAUGCCAGCAGACCUCAAGACGAUCUGGGAGCGGAUCAAGUCCAAGUCGUACAUCUCGCUGCUCGACGACGCGAGGCGCGAGGCGCUACAGGCCAAGGUCACCGCACUUGCGCUCGAGGCGCACCCGCAGCUGGCCGAGCAAGCUGGCGCCUCGGUGGCGUAUCCGUACCACACCGACGGCUACAUCACGCACAAGCUGUGA